CCGUUGUCUCGUUUUGGGAAUGUAUUAAAAAAAAAAGCCAAUGAAAUUGAAGAGCUGCAAAAUGAGGACGAUUCUGCCAUCACUCUUCGUGAAAAUAAGUUUCACCUUGCUUUUCCACCCCCACUCCUACCAUGUCCGCGCGUACUACGACAAGUGGACUCCGAUGGAGCAGGGCAUGACGCUUGGGUUUCCCCGCCUCUACAAGG
Molecule: messenger RNA, 206 nt
Organism: Amoebophrya sp. A120
Lineage: Eukaryota; Dinophyceae; Syndiniales; Amoebophryaceae
Source: the annotation of a GenBank genome assembly